This is a messenger RNA of Strigops habroptila (Kakapo), 1958 nucleotides long. RefSeq names its product germ cell nuclear acidic peptidase (gene GCNA). Gene Ontology annotation, cellular component: nucleus. The transcript is spliced from 9 exons. NCBI's taxonomy places the organism in Eukaryota, Metazoa, Chordata, Aves, Psittaciformes, Psittacidae. The record is from RefSeq and is a predicted model, not a curated record. Bases 317 to 1798 code for a protein of 493 amino acids.
UUUUUUUUUUUUUUUUUUUGAGACACUUAGUGGAAUAACCAUAUGGACACCUCUUUGCAGCAGAAAAGCUACUACCUGCAGUCACUGAAAUGUUUGGAGACAAUAGCGAUAAACCCAUUCAAUUCCACCCCCAAUGAUCCACAUAUAUGAGAAGGCUGUACUGGAUACUGCAAGAUACAUAACAGCACUUCUCUGGCUUUGUGCUGAGCAAGGAUUGAUUGUGAAGGAAAUGCUUCGUAAGAAGGAAAUGCUUCAUGAAGAAAGCUGCUGCCAACUUUGGGGAAUUGAGAGUUGGAAUUCUAUAUAAAGGAUUCUUAUGUUUGGUGUUUUAGCUAGAAUGAAAACUCCCAAAUCUGUUUCAAAAAAGGCAUAUGUGAGUUUGAAGGACUCGAUCGAUGACUUGGAUGAUUUCUGCUUGGACUUGAAAGUGAGAAAAAGCCCAACAAAGCAUGCACAGAAGGAUCUUCAGACCAAGAAGAAGUGGAUGACUUCUGGAAAGAAAAACAGUUGCUGUCAAGAACUGCAGUAUCCAGAGGCUUCAAGUGACACUGAUGAUUCUGUCUUUGUAGAAUCUGACUACCAAAAAGGGGGAGUGAAAGACCUGAAAGAGAGUCAGAAGGGCAUAAAACUCCCACCUCCGCAAAACCUGAGAGAGCCAAUCUCCAGAGGCAGUCCAGACUUGCUUGUUAGAAGGAGAGAAAGAAGCUGUGAAAAAAGUACAGAAAACAAAGUGCCAACUGUGGCAUUACAACAAAGUACAGAGGUAGAAUCAGAUAGCUCGGAUGGUGAAUUUGAAUCGUUAAUAGAACGGAUAAGGAAACGAAGUAUACCUCAAAAACCUACGUUAAGCACAAAUAAAACUGUCCGCCAGCCAAGCACAAGAGAAAAUACCAAGUCACCCUGCGAAGAUGGCCAGCCUUUGAAAGGGGAGGGAGUCAAGACACCAAGGCCAAAUGCCAUUUCACUUCAAGAAACACCUUCCAGGAUAAUGAUUUCUGCAAGAAUUCCUAGGAAUGAAUUGGUCGGUUGCUCACAGUCAGCAAAGACAGAGGAAAGGCUCAGGGUGUGCUCAGUGCCUGGCUGUUUCUUGCAAGAUCUCUCAAAUCCAGGUUCCCACUAUGUGAAGUAUUUCAAGAAAAAUAAAGAGGAGCUGGCAUGGAAACUCUACUGCCUGUAUAAUAGUACCAUCUUCGAGCAGAAGUUACCAGACAAUAUGGAAAUAAUCUGGAAUAAGAAAAUGAGAAAAACAGCGGGAUAUUGUGUAACUGGGCAGACAGAAGGUCCUGAAGCAAAGCGUUACGCUCGCAUAGAACUUUCUGAGAAAGUCUGUGACUCUGCAGAUCGUCUUCGAGACACGCUAGUUCAUGAGGCUUGCCAUGCAGCCACCUGGCUGAUCAAUGGUGUUCGCGAUGGACAUGGACGAUUCUGGAGAUAUUAUGCCAGUAAAUCAGCUGUGAUUCAUCCAGAACUGCCGAUAGUAACACGUUGCCACAGCUAUGAGAUUAAUUACAAGUUCAUCUAUGCAUGUGUUCUGUGCAAAGCUACGACUGGACGUCAUUCUAAGUCUCUGGACACAGAGCGCUUUGUGUGUGCAUUCUGUGGGGGGCAGCUGGUCCUGAGUCGGCCCACUCAGAAAGGUGGCACUCCUGCUAGGACACAUCUAAUGCCCUUUGCAAAGCAUGUGGAAGAAAACUGUGGACUUACUAAGAGAGAGCAGCAUGGGCUGAGUCCUGCAGAAGUCAUGCAGAAACUCAGUGCUGAUUUUGCUUUAAAAACUAGGCUUCAAGAUUCCUUGUAAUAUCUCAAUACGCUCCUUUUUUGACGCUAUUUAAAUUUGGCAUGUAGUAGUAUAUGGGUAUAACAUUAGUCUAAGAAUGUGUUUCAGAGUAUUCUAGAUAAUUUUAAUAUUUUGGCAUUAAAUACUUCUAAUAAAGGAAACCUUACAGACUGUUCUAAAA